UCUUGCAUAGUUCCUGGAAUCUGUGCUCCGGGGUGGUCGAUGGAGUUAUGAUUCUCCCUGUGCUGAUGGUGAUGGCGUUCCCAUCUCCGAGCUGGCAAGAUGAUGAACCAAAGCUCAAGAUGGUCCCCUACGAGUGUGUGUGUGAAGGCAUGUCCUGUGGGAACGGGGAUCGGUGCCAAGGGCAGCGCUGCUUUGCCUCUGUGAGCAUUAACGAUGGGGCCAAGGUUUACCAGAAGGGCUGCUUCCAGGUCUAUGAACAACGGAAAAUGACCUGCAAAACACCCCCGUCCCCUGACCAGGCUGUGGAGUGCUGCCAGGGUCACCUGUGCAACAUGAACAUCACAGCACAGCUGCCCUCYUCCAAAGGGCAAACSUUUCAAGGAGAAGCUGCAGGUUACAGCAUGGAGACACUAAUCGUYGUUAUCCUGGCUCCUGUGAUAGUGCUGAUAGUUUUUUCUGCAGUAGCUGUGCUGAUCAUCCGGAGAAUACAGAAAAACCACAUGGAGAGGCUCAAUUCCAGGGAUGCAGAGUACGGCACCAUCGAGGGGCUCAUUGCCUCRAACGUGGGGGACAGCACACUGGCAGAUUUGUUAGACCAUUCCUGCACAUCUGGAAGUGGCUCUGGUCUUCCUUUCCUGGUGCAAAGGACGGUGGCUCGGCAGAUCACGCUGGUGGAGUGUGUAGGAAAGGGCCGUUACGGAGAAGUGUGGAGGGGUCAGUGGCAAGGAGAAAACGUUGCUGUGAAGAUCUUCUCYUCUAGGGAUGAAAAAUCCUGGUUCAGGGAAACCGAGUUGUACAACACUGUCUUGCUGMGGCAUGAGAAUAUUUUAGCUCUGUACGAUUACCUGCAGCUGAGCACGCUGGACACGGUGAGCUGCCUGCGCAUGGUGCUGUCCAUCGCCAGCGGCCUGGCCCACCUGCACAUCGAGAUCUUCGGCACGCAGGGCAAGCCGGCCAUCGCCCACCGCGACCUGAAAAGCAGGAAUAUCCUGGUGAAAAGCAACCGGCAGUGCUGCAUCGCCGACCUGGGCCUUGCUGUGAUGCAUUCCCAAAGCACAAACCAGCUGGAUGUGGGGAACAAUCCCCGAGUGGGCACCAAGCGCUACAUGGCUCCCGAGGUUUUGGAUGAAACCAUCCAGGCAGACUGCUUCGACUCCUACAAACGUGUGGACAUCUGGGCYUUUGGGCUGGUCCUGUGGGAGGUGGCCAGGCGUAUGGUCAGCAAUGGUAUUGUGGAAGAUUACAAACCACCCUUCUAUGACUUGGUGCCGAACGACCCCAGCUUUGAAGACAUGAGGAAAGUGGUCUGUGUGGAUCAGCAGAGGCCCAACAUUCCCAACAGAUGGUUCUCAGACCCGACGUUGACAUCCCUUGCCAAGCUGAUGAAGGAGUGCUGGUACCAGAACCCCUCGGCCAGACUGACAGCCCUGCGCAUCAAAAAGACUCUGACCAAAAUUGACAAUUCCUUGGACAAACUGAAGGCUGACUGUUGACCCUCUGGUGAUGGUGCUGUGUGACAGAGGCGCUGGGCAGAGCCCUGGUCCCCUCUGGGAGCUCUGGGGAGCAGCCAGGGGACCCCGGGACAUGGGGACAGCUCAGCCCAGCCUGGGUGGCACUGAGGACUCAGCUGCAUCUGCUGGGGUGAGCUCGUGGCCUGAAGGAAGACAGAGAAAUCCUAAGACAAGAUCAGGGCAUUAAACAAUGGCUUUGAACAGCUUUUUCUUUUCUUUCUUUUCCCCCCCCCCCUUUUUAUUUUUUUUUCUUUUCUUUUUUUUUCUUUUUUUUUGAAGUUUUAUUUUAAUUCUCCUAAUCACUCCCAGGGUGAACACAUGGAAGUGGUAAAUUUUAAUCAGCAAUAUUGCCUGUGCUUCUCUUCUUUAUUGCACUAGGAAUUCUUUGCAUUCCUUACUUGCACUGUCACUGUUAAUUUUAAUGACAUGACUUGCCAAAAAUAUGAUUGGCUGUAUYCUGCAUUGAUCUAUGCCUGAGUAAUAGGAAAAGAAUUUGGUAAACUGAAAAUAUAACUGUCAGACUUUAGCUGCAUUUUACAUGUGUACUGAUGUUUACAAUAAUGCUGAACAUUAGGAAUUUCUCAUUUAUCCAAAACUUGCAAAUUAUUUAUUACUAGUGCACUUGCCAGUUUUUUAAACUGUAAAAUAAGUGCAUAAAGUUAAAGCUUAUUUUUAUGUGGCCUCUUUCAUGAUUUCUUACACAGAUGUUUUUGUAACACAAUAUAACCUGAAACAUGAAUUGUUUUCUGUAUGAUCAUGUUACAACUUGAUAGUCACAUUUUAAGUGCUUCACAUUUGUAGGUGUGUGGUCUGUACCAUUUUUCAGUUGGAAUAUGGAACGUAUCUAUAGCCAUUUCCCACAGGACCUUGCAUCUGGCAUCUUACUGAUCUGGGAAACGAAAGCAGUGGAGGAGUUAACUAGAAUUUUAGGUCAUGAAUGCUGUGGGGAAAAUGCAUUUUAUUUCUUCUAAGCUAUAUAAUAUGCAUUUAAACUCUGCCAGAAAAAUAACUAUUUUGUUUUAAUCUACUUUUUCUAUUUAGUAGUUAUUUGUAUAAAUUAAAUAGAAUGUUUUCAAGUCAAA
Molecule: messenger RNA, 2593 nt
Organism: Malurus melanocephalus (red-backed fairy wren)
Lineage: Eukaryota; Metazoa; Chordata; Aves; Passeriformes; Maluridae
Gene: ACVR1
Product: activin A receptor type 1
Exons: 10
Coding region: 48-1493 (481 amino acids)
Biological process (GO): dorsal/ventral pattern formation; protein phosphorylation; BMP signaling pathway
Cellular component (GO): BMP receptor complex; plasma membrane
Molecular function (GO): ATP binding; transforming growth factor beta receptor activity, type I; SMAD binding
Source: RefSeq, a predicted model, not a curated record